Loxodonta africana (African savanna elephant) is the source of this 4374-nucleotide messenger RNA. It is a transcript of the gene SMG5, whose product is annotated as SMG5 nonsense mediated mRNA decay factor. Gene Ontology annotation, molecular function: protein binding; telomeric repeat DNA binding; telomerase RNA binding. Gene Ontology annotation, biological process: nuclear-transcribed mRNA catabolic process, nonsense-mediated decay. The transcript is spliced from 21 exons. Lineage: Eukaryota; Metazoa; Chordata; Mammalia; Proboscidea; Elephantidae. The record is from RefSeq and is a predicted model, not a curated record. Gene Ontology annotation, cellular component: telomerase holoenzyme complex. Bases 145 to 3396 code for a protein of 1083 amino acids.
UCGCGGGCAGCGUCCUCACAGCGAUGGCGGCCGAGCAGGGCCGGCGGUGGUGGCGGCUGCGGCUACGGCUGGAUAUGGCAAUGGCAGCGGCAGCGGUAGGUGGCGGGGGCCUGUGACCGGGAGCCGUCCCCGGACCCGGGCACCAUGAGCCAAGGCCCCCCGACAGGGGAGAGCAGCGAGCCCGAAGCAAAGGUCCUCCACACCAAGCGGCUUUACCGGGCUGUGGUGGAGGCUGUGCAUCGACUUGACCUCAUCCUUUGCAACAAAACUGCUUAUCAAGAAGUGUUCAAACCAGAGAACAUUAGCCUGAGGAACAAGCUGCGUGAGCUCUGCGUCAAGCUUAUGUUCCUGCACCCAGUGGACUACGGGAGGAAGGCUGAAGAGCUGCUAUGGAGAAAGGUAUAUUAUGAAGUUAUCCAGCUUAUCAAGACUAACAAAAAGCACAUCCACAGCAGGAGCACCUUGGAAUGUGCCUACAGAACACACCUGGUUGCUGGUAUUGGCUUCUACCAGCAUCUCCUUCUUUAUAUCCAGUCCCACUACCAGCUUGAACUGCAAUGCUGCAUCGACUGGACGCAUGUCACCGACCCCCUCAUAGGAUGCAAGAAGCCAGUGUCUGCCUCAGGGAAGGAGAUGGACUGGGCACAGAUGGCGUGCCACCGAUGUCUAGUGUACCUGGGGGACUUGUCACGAUAUCAGAAUGAAUUAGCUGGUGUAGACACUGAGCUGCUAGCUGAGAGAUUUUACUACCAAGCCCUGUCAGUAGCUCCCCAGAUUGGAAUGCCCUUCAAUCAGCUGGGCACCCUUGCAGGCAGCAAGUACUACAAUGUGGAAGCCAUGUACUGCUACCUACGCUGCAUCCAGUCGGAGGUGUCCUUUGAGGGGGCCUAUGGGAACCUUAAGCGGCUGUAUGACAAGGCAGCCAAAAUGUACCAUCAGCUGAAGAAGUGUGAGACUCGGAAACUCUCACCAAGCAAGAAGCGAUGUAAAGACAUUAAGAGGUUACUGGUGAACUUUAUGUAUCUACAGAGUCUCCUGCAGCCCAAGAGCAGCUCGGUGGAUUCAGAGCUAACAUCACUUUGCCAGUCGGUCCUGGAGGACUUCAACCUCUGUCUCUUCUACCUGCCCUCCUCACCCAGCCUCAGCCUGGCCAGUGAGGAUGAGGAGGAGUAUGAGAGCGGCUAUGCUUUUCUCCCGGACCUGCUCAUCUUUCAAAUGGUCAUCAUCUGCCUUAUGGGCGUGCACAGCUUGAAGAGAGCAGGAUCCAAGCAGUACAGUGCAGCCAUCGCCUUCACGCUGGCCCUGUUCUCCCACCUCGUCAAUCACGUCAACAUCCGGCUGCAGGCUGAGCUGGAAGAAGGCGAGAACCCCGUGCCGGCAUUCCAGAGCGACGGCACGGAUGAGCCAGAGUCCACGGAGUCACUGGAAAAAGAGGAGGAGCCAGGGCCUGAGCCACCUCCGGCAGCACCUCAAGUGGGCAAGGUCAGAAAGAGCCGUAAGAUCUCCCGUCUCUCUUGCCUGCGCCGCCGCCGCCACCCGCCCAGAGCUGGCGACGACAGUGACCUGAGUGAAGGCUUUGAAUCGGACUCAAGCCAUGACUCGGCCCGGGCCAGCGAGGGCUCAGACAGCGGCUCAGACAAGAGUCUUGAAGGUGGAGGAACGGCUUUUGAUGCUGAGACAGACUCGGAAAUGAACAGCCAGGAGUCCCGAUCAGACUUGGAAGAUAUAGAGGACGAGGAGGGGGCACGUUCCCCAGCCCUGGAGCCCCUGCGGGCCAACUCAGAGGCUCCUGAGUCCCUCAAUGGUCCACUGGGCCCCAGUGAGGCCAGCAUGGCCAGCAAUCUCCAAGCCAUGUCCACCCAAAUGUUUCAGACCAAGCGCUGCUUCCGGCUGGCCCCCACCUUCAGCAGCCUGCUCCUCCAGCCCCCCACUGAACCUCACGACUUGGCUGGCUGCAGGCCCUGUGUCAACGGGGGUGUGGGCAAGCCCUCAGAGCCAGCCUCUGAGGAGGGCUCUGAGUCAGAGGAGAGUGAAUCCAGUGGACACUCGUGUCGGAAUGAGCGCAGCACCCAGGAAAAGCUGCAGGUCCUGAUGGCUGAAGGUCUGCUCUCUGCCGUGAAAGUCUUCCUGGACUGGCUGCGAACCAACCCCGACCUCAUCAUCGUAUGUGCGCAGAGCUCCCAAAGUUUGUGGAACCGUCUGUCUGUGUUGCUGAAUCUGUUGCCAGCUGCUGGCGAGCUCCAGGAGUCUGGCCUGGCUCUGUGCCCUGAGGUCCAGGAUCUUCUUGAAGGCUGUGAGCUGCCCGACCUGCCCGCUUCCCUGCUGCUGCCAGAGGACAUGGCGCUCCGCAACCUGCCUCCCCUCCGGGCUGCCCACAGACGCUUUAACUUUGACACCGAUCGGCCCCUGCUCACCGCCUUAGAGGAGUCGGUGGUACGUGUCUGCUGCAUCCGCAGCUUUGGCCACUUUGUGGCUCGCCUACAGGGCGGCAUCCUACAGUUCAACCCAGAGGUCGGCAUCUUCGUCAGCAUCGCGCAGUCCGAGCAGGAGAGCCUGCUGCAACAGGCCCAGGCCCAGUUCCGGAUGGCACAGGAGGAAGCUCGGCGGAACAGGCUAAUGAGAGACAUGGCUCAGCUCCGACUUCAGCUCGAGGUUUCCCAGCUGGAGGGCAGCCUGCAGCAGCCCAAGGCCCAGUCGGCCAUGUCUCCCUACCUCAUCCCUGACACCCAGGCCCUCUGCCACCACCUCCCAGUCAUCCGCCAGCUGGCCACCAGUGGCCGCUUCAUUGUCAUCAUCCCAAGGACUGUGAUAGAUGGCCUGGACCUGCUGAAGAAGGAGCACCCAGGGGCCCGGGAUGGGAUCCGCUAUCUGGAGGCGGAGUUUAAAAAAGGAAACAGGUACAUUCGCUGCCAGAAAGAAGUGGGCAAGAGCUUUGAGCGGCAUAAGCUGAAGAGGCAGGAUGCAGAUGCCUGGCAGCCCUGCAGGCCGCUGCCCACGCCAGCGUGGACAUCAAGAAUGUUCUGGACUUCUACAAGCAGUGGAAAGAGAUUGGUUGAGACUGACCCCCAAGGCCCUCCAGUGGGGCUGACUCCAGAUCUCUCCUGCUCUCCCUGGCAGCCAGGACCACCACUUGUAGUCACCCCACCACACGCAGACUCACGCACGCACACAGGAAGGAAGCCUAGCUGUGCAGAGGCUGCAGGGAGGGCCCAGGAGCCAGUGGGGAGGGCGGGGUCCCCUCUUGCCAAGCUGAUGUCAGGAAAGCAAGGAGAGUGCUUGGAGCAGGAGAGGCCUGUGGGUCCCAGGCCAGCCUUCCUGCCUCAACCCCCUGCUGUCCCCAGGGGCAGGUGGCAGGCAUGGGUGUCUGUCUCAUUGGAGUGGUUUCUAGACCUCUGAGGGGAAGGAACAGAAGAGAUCCUUCUUCCUCACCAAGAUCCAGGGUGGUUGGGGGCUAGGAGUUUGGACCCUCCAAGCCCUGGGGGAAGAGUUGAGUAACACCUAAUGUCUGGGUGGUUCUCUGCAGACCCUUCCCCUCCUCAAGGACCACCCAUCCUCCUUUCAUCGCCCUUUGUGGGGGCUGGGCAGCUCUGGAGCCAGAGGCUCUUCCAGAAGUGGGGCCUGGUGGGCCUGGGGCUGCCUGUGCUGAGUAGCAUGGCCAGCCUUGGACUCCCCUCCUCCCUGUUGCAGGGGCCUCACACCAACCUCUGCUUUCUGCCUCCCUUAGUCUAGCUUCCAGGGUAGGGAGCAGGCUGUGCUUUGUGCUCUUGGCUGCUAUGCUGGGACGAGCCGGAUGCCAGUAAGCAAAGCGAGGGGUGCAGCCUGCAGUCACCACCCCUUCACUGUUUAUUUAGGGAGGGCUUUGCUCACAGCGGAGGGGAGAGCCGAGACUGGGGCCUGCAUUCAGGUGGGCAGUAGAAAGGAGAGGCCCACUGAAGCUGCCUGGUCAGGGGCCUGCUGUCCUGAUGGGCUUCCGUACCUGUGCCCUUCCCCAGGACUGAAGAGCUGGUGGGGCUGAACAUGGGCUAGCUUUGGGGUGUCGAGGUGAAUGUGGGAAAAUGGGGGCAGAGAUCAUGAAUAGCUCACAGUGGUGAGCGGAACCCCAAAAGCAGGGCCGCGGGAGGUGUGGGCCAGGGUCACCUCAGCCCUUCCCCCUCAGGCUAGUAGCACAGGGCAGGGGUGGGGUGAGGGAGGGAUAGCAGCUCUGCUACCCUUUUCCUCCCCCAGGGCUAGCCCAGCUUCCAAGCUGCUUAGAGGAGGGCGGGCUCCCUGCCUCCUCUAAGACAGCAAGGCUGGGAAAACCUGGGUGGGUGGAGACACCCCGGUCCCUGACAAGAGACUGAGAAGCAUCACUUAAUAAAAGUUCCCCCAAGCCCA